AUGCCUGAGAACAAAGGCACCAGCGGUGGCUACCAUUACACUGGCUCUGGCACCAACAGCCAGGGCAACCACUACUGCUCCCGCGACUACGGCUCCUCCGCUUCUAAUCAGAACUCCUACCACUACUCGAACUCGAACGGCUCGUACUACUACUACAACGCCAAUGGCAGUACGUACUACAACAACGGGCAGGGUGGGUCGACGUAUACGCCCUCAUCUGGUGGAAGUGGUGGGAAGAAGUAA
Molecule: messenger RNA, 243 nt
Organism: Cyphellophora attinorum
Lineage: Eukaryota; Fungi; Ascomycota; Eurotiomycetes; Chaetothyriales; Cyphellophoraceae
Exons: 3
Coding region: 1-243 (80 amino acids)
Source: RefSeq, a predicted model, not a curated record